Histoplasma capsulatum G186AR is the source of this 360-nucleotide messenger RNA. RefSeq lists its product as uncharacterized. The transcript has a single exon. Bases 1 to 360 code for a protein of 119 amino acids. Lineage: Eukaryota; Fungi; Ascomycota; Eurotiomycetes; Onygenales; Ajellomycetaceae. The record is from RefSeq and is a predicted model, not a curated record.
AUGGAACAUUCCAACACAUCCGGUCACCAAACCCGACGCAUCUUGCUGAAUUCCUUUUCUGACCUAUCCAUGUCAUUCCAUCCAACACAAUUGAAUCCCCGACCCUCAUACUUCGACAUCGCCCGCGCUUCACUUUCCAAAAGCUCGUGCACCCUCAUCACCUGCAUCAAAUACUUUCCCACUGUCGCCCGUGGGAAUAACCUUCCCUUGAAGCCAAAUACUCGCGCAUCCGAAUCACACCAUCACGUUUCACGAAAGUAUCAACAUCCACCCGCCACAUCCCAGUCUUCCAUCGCAUAUACAUCGCAAUGCAAACCCUCCAGUUAUAAUCGCUCCGCUAUCCGACAUCGCCGCCCGUAA